Messenger RNA from Dentiscutata erythropus, 633 nucleotides. NCBI's taxonomy places the organism in Eukaryota, Fungi, Glomeromycota, Glomeromycetes, Diversisporales, Gigasporaceae. The record is from the annotation of a GenBank genome assembly.
UUGACUACUAGCAAGAAAAGUUGGGAUGAUAUUGUAUCUCAAGAAAACCCUUGGCUAAAUUCGAACAUGUUUUUACAAAAAAUGGAACUGGGCAACAAAGCAAUGCACAUGUCUGAAAAAGUUCCAGAAAGUUCUGCAUUAUCAAGUCACGUGGAAACACUAUCUAAAAGUUCUAAACCUCCUAAAGAACUAACAAUAACUGAAACACAAAAGAAACUUCCAAAAGAAAACAUUCCUGUUUCAAACUUGGAAGAAAACUCCAAGGAGAAUGCUGAAAAUUCAGCUAAUCUUGAUAUAAUAAUGAUAUACACAGAAAAGGUAACUAAGAAGAAUGAUGAAAAUGAUGACAAGCUAGAAUCCCUCUACAUUCAAGAAGAGGUAGAAAAUCAACUUUCGCUCAAUAAAACUCCAAGAGAUGAGCUAACAAUGAAGGAUCUAGCUCGAAUCUUUGCUUUACAAAAGUCUGAUACUAACAGGACAGCUUUCUUUGAAAAUUGGAUUCCUUCUUUUGACGAAGACAAGAUAAACAUUAUUGCAGAAGAUUUUAAUACAAAUAUAGACCCAACCAUAAACAGAAUAAACCAAGCCAAUGUACAAAUAACCCUUCAACAUUACAACUUAAAAGACUAUUAA